Molecule: messenger RNA, 1181 nt
Organism: Cryptomeria japonica (Japanese cedar)
Lineage: Eukaryota; Viridiplantae; Streptophyta; Pinopsida; Cupressales; Cupressaceae
Product: protein FMP32, mitochondrial
Exons: 8
Coding region: 180-797 (205 amino acids)
Cellular component (GO): mitochondrion
Source: RefSeq, a predicted model, not a curated record
AGUUUGAAACACUGUAAACAAAAGAAAGAUUCAAAACCCAAAAUAGCACGUCUCCAAACAAUAGAGGAAGAUAAAAAAAUAUCGACUCCUCGUCACUGAGACACUUGGGGAGAACGAACAAUACGCAAAACAUAGAUACCCAGUACACAAAAUAAGUGACUCAGUGAAUUUGAAAAGCAAUGCAUCCGCGAAUACUCGCUGUGCAAAUAUGCAGGCUUCGAUUUCGUCGAAUGUCAGAUCUAGUUCCUGGUAACAGAGCCUGCUUAGUCGAUACCAUGGCCCUGGUAAAGAGGUUGGAGGGAGAGGGCAUGACACAGAAACAAGCAGAAGCAAUAACGGCUGUUGUGACAGAGGUUCUUCAGGACAGUCUGGACACCAUUGCUCACUCCUUUGUCUCCAGAGAAGAAAUGAUCAAGAGUGAAAUGCUUCAUGAAGCAGCUUUAUCAAAAUACAAAGGAGAAGUCAAGAGCUCUCAGGAUCAUAAUUUCUCCUUGCUCCAGCGGGAAACUGAAAGAUUAAGAACUGAUAUAGAAAAACUUCGGAGUGAACUCAAAUAUGAAGUUGACAAGGUGACUGCUGGGCAGAGGUUAGAUUUGAAUCUGGAAAAGGGUCACAUAAGAGAAGAGCUAUCCAAGCAGAACUCAGAAACUGCAGAUCUUACAAAUAAGCUUAAUAGGGAGAUUCAUGCUUUAAAGACGCAACUAGAAGCUGGCAAGUAUGAAGUGAUCAAAUACUGUAUAGGAACUGUUGUUUCUGUAACUGCUGUUGGCCUUGGUUUAUUGCGUAUACUGAAGUAAUUAACAACAGUGAAGAAGUUUGAUGAGAACAGAUCUGAUUUCCAUUGGAAGAACCUAGGAGCUAGGAUCAUGUGAAUUUUAUGCAAGUCUUUCGAAUUUGAGAUGUUCAAUAUUCAAAAUCGGGCUUUUUUAUCCAUUCCAUUCUUUAUGUUUGUACUGGAAAUUUUGAAACAAAGGAGGGUUCCCUGAUGAGACUGGGUCUGCUAAGUUAAUCAGAAAUGAGAACACUGUACCUUUAAUUACAUGCAGAAAGGAACUGAGUUUUGCUGCUGUUGUGUGAAUGGAGUUGAUCUUUUGGUACCAAUUUCUUGAGGAGCCACAAAUCUAUCCUCUUCAUUGUACAUCAAUAAAAUAUUAAUAUAAAUGCUUGACCGUUUCUGCCAA